AUGAAGGCAGCAGAAAAUCAAUCCCAGAUCAAUGGACAAGAGAAGUUAUCUGAAAAUGUUCCACUACAAAAACUUAAUAUUACAUCUGUCUCAUCAAAGGCAACCAACCAAUCAGAUGAUGACAAGCCUAAACAUCCACCUAUAAAUUUAAAGAAAGAUUUCACCAAUGGUGAAACAGGAGAAGAUGAUGAUUUUGUUGAAGUAACUCCUCGUAUGAAUCUCAUAUCAUGGGAUCCAGUUAAGUUAUUAAAGAAAUUAUAUCAUGUCAAGUUAAUUGAAGAAACAGCAGAAGAUAUAUCUUACCAGUAUGUUUCUAUGGAAGGCUUUAUGGAAAAAUUACCAAUGAACAAGAAGAAAGCAACCUUACUAAAAACAUGGAAAAGAAGAUUUUUUAAAGCCAAAGAUGGCUGGUUACAUUAUUAUGAGAGCAGUAAUAGAGACCGUCCCAGUGAUAGUUUACAGUUAAUGGGUGGUAAAAUAUUAGAAAUGACAGAUUUAGGAUCUAGAAUACUGGGUAUUGAUGAUGGAAGAGGUAAAUUUUUAAUGGUAAGAGUUCCUAGUGAUAAAGAAUAUGGUCAAUGGAAACUAGCAUUAGACAGUCAAAUAGCUGAUAAUACUAAAGCAGGUUAUCUACAACCUGUAUUAUAUGCUAAUCCACAUCCAAAAAAGAAAGUGUUAGUUGUUGAUAUGGGUAGUAGUGCAAUCAGAGCAGGUUUAUUAGGAGAACAAGCAUCUCUUCCCCAGUUAUUUUUCCCAUGUGUAGCCUCUGUUAACAAGACGACUGGUGAUAUUAUUGUUGGUGCUGAUGCUUAUAAACCAGAAAAUAGAUCUAAUAGUAAUUUAGUUUAUCCAGUCCAUCCAUCUAAUAAAAUAGAUAAGUUUACCAUUGAUUGGAAAGUUAUAAAAGUUUUAUUUCAAAAAAUAUUUACUGAGUUAAAGAUCAAUCCGUCACAGCACUGGGUUAUGUUGAGUACACCACAGAGCUUAGGUGAUAAUUUAAAGGAAGGCUUAAUGGAAGUAUUUAUAAACCAGUACAAUAUGUGUGGUGUAUGUAUGGUACAACAAUCUCUUCUUUCACUUUAUUCUUAUAAAGCUACUUCUGGUAUUAUAGUAGAUAUUGGACAGAGAAUAGAAAUAUUACCUAUAUAUGAUGGUUUUGUGAUAUCUGGUGGUGUUUCUAGAUUACCUUAUGGUUCUGACAAAAUACAGAAUUCUUUAACACAAUCUUUAUUAGAAAAUAAUUACUCCUUCCAAUCUACUAUAGAACAAUUAAUAGUUAAAUAUAUUAUGGAACAGAGUUGUUAUGUAGCCAGUCAUUAUAAGAAUGAAUUAAGUGAAUGUAAAAAUGCUGACAAUAAAAUAUCUACAACAGUUAAAUUAGAUGGCUUUGAUUUACCACCAACAGCUUAUUCUGAAGUGAAAUAUGAUGAAGGAAGAUUUAAAAGUACAGAAGGUUUAUUUGAUACUGACAUGUGGGAAAUGGAUUUUCCUAAUUUACAUAAACUGGUAUUUCAAGCUAUACAGAUGUGUCCCAUGGAUAACAGGAGACACAUGUAUAGAGCUAUAUAUUUAUCUGGUGGAGUAACUAUGUUACCAGGCUUUGCUGAUAGAUUUAAAAUAGAACUGACAAAACUAGCUCCACCUGGUGUACCUAUAGAGGUACACGCUUCUCAGAACCGGUACCAUGCUGCUUAUAUUGGCGCCUGUUCUGUUGCUGGUAUGAAUGAAUUUGAAAUGAUGUGUAUUGAUAAAAAUCAAUGGAAAACUGAAGGAAAGAAAGCAUUCAGAAAAUGGCAGGCACCAACUGCAUGA
This is a messenger RNA of Lottia gigantea (owl limpet), 1812 nucleotides long. RefSeq lists its product as hypothetical. The record is from RefSeq and is a predicted model, not a curated record. The coding region runs from base 1 to 1812 and encodes 603 amino acids. Lineage: Eukaryota; Metazoa; Mollusca; Gastropoda; Lottiidae. The transcript is spliced from 15 exons.